Messenger RNA from Hibiscus syriacus, 648 nucleotides. Its product is annotated as aminoacylase-1-like. The transcript has a single exon. Gene Ontology annotation, molecular function: aminoacylase activity. The record is from RefSeq and is a predicted model, not a curated record. The coding region runs from base 1 to 648 and encodes 215 amino acids. NCBI's taxonomy places the organism in Eukaryota, Viridiplantae, Streptophyta, Magnoliopsida, Malvales, Malvaceae.
AUGCCGAAUCUUCGCCUCCUUUUCUUCUCUUUCUUCCUCGUCUUCUUCUCAGUUCAUUCCCAAGAAGACACUCCCAUCGCUCGAUUUCGUCGUUACCUUCAGUUCAAAACCGCUCAUCCUGAUCCUAACUACGCCGACCCUGUCUCUUUCCUCAUAUCCCAAGCAAACGCCAUAGGCCUCCAAUCCCGAACCUUUGAAUUCGUCCCAUCUAAACCAGUUCUUCUCCUAACAUGGUCUGGCUCCGACCCUUCUCUUCCUUCGGUUCUCUUCAAUUCCCACCUCGACUCCGUCCCAGCCAGACCUUCCAAAUGGAUCCACCCCCCUUUCGCCGCCACCCUCACCCCCGACGGUCGAAUCUACGCCCGCGGUGCUCAAGAUGACAAGGGCAUCGCUAUGCAAUACUUGGAAGCCAUUCGCAACCUCAAGGCUAAAGGGUUUACUCCUUUGCGAACUGUUCAUAUUUCUUACGUUCCUGAUGAAGAAAUCGGAGGGAUUGAUGGGUGUGACAAAUUUGUCAACUCCAAGGAGUUUGAGGAUUUGAAUGUUGGGUUCGUUUUGGAUGAAGGCCAGGCUUCUACUGGUGAUGAGUAUAGAGUGUUUUAUGCUGAUAGGCCAGAAUGUAUGAUAAUGGAGCAAUGGAGAAUCUGA